UGUUGGAUUCAAAGAGACUACUGAACAAACGGAGUAUAAUAAAAAUUUAUUGGAAUUUUAUUUUACUGACAGUUUAAGAAAAUUUUCAUGCUGAAUAAGAAAAUAUUCUGGCAGUUUUUGAAAAUAGCUUGUUUCAACCCUUUCUCUCUCUGGCUCUCUUUCUUUGAGCUAAAACUGAGCUAAGAAUAGAAUAUAAACAAUGGGGAAGCAUGAAGUAGGCACACCAAAGUACAUCGCUAAUAAAAUCAAGGCAAAAGGAUUGCAGAAGUUAAGGUGGUAUUGUCAAAUGUGUCAAAAACAAUGUCGGGAUGAGAAUGGAUUCAAAUGUCACACGAUGUCAGAGUCACAUCAUCGGCAGCUAUUGCUGUUCGCAGAAAAUGCUCAUCGAUAUAUGGAUCAAUUCUCACGGGAAUUUUCACAGGGAUAUCUGAAUCUAUUGAAAAGACAAUUUGGCACCAGACGAGUACCAGCAAAUCGAGUAUACCAAGAGUACAUUGCCGAUAGAGGACAUAUACAUAUGAAUGCAACUCAAUGGCUCACUUUGACUGCAUUUGUAAAAUGGCUUGGACGUACUGGACAGUGUGUUGUCGACGAAACCGAAAAAGGCUGGUAUAUAACAUAUAUUGAUAGGGAUCCUGAGACACUUGCAGCACAGGAAAGAAAAGCGAAGAAGGAAAAAAUGGACAAAGACGAUGAAGAACGACUGAUGGAUUUUAUUGACAAGCAAAUAGAAAGAGCAAAACAGGAUACAAAAGAUGAGAAGGGUGAGACAUCUAAGACACCAUUGAUGCGUCCUGAGAACGAUACACCUUUGGUCCUUGACAUAAAGCUAAAACCAAAACCAAAAUUGCUUCCUGUUCUUGAAGUAAAGCAGGAGAAGAUAAAAAGUGAAGAUAGCCAAAGUAAAUCAGUUUCAAAUAAAUCAAUCGAUGAGAAAAACGAAAAACUCAAAAGAUCCAAUAAUGACAAUAAAACAGAAUCUGUCAAGAAGUUAAAAAAUAAUGAUGAUCCUUCUGCAUCUGAAGGUUGGCUUAGGGAAGGUUUAAUGGUUAAAGUAACCACGAAGAGUCUAGGUGACAAAUAUUACAAAGCUAAAGGCGUUGUUCAAUCAAUUGGAAUAGAUGGUUUCGUUGGUAAAGUAAAACUGAAGACACCAGAAGAAGUUAAUGGACAUAUUAUACGACUAGAUCAAGAAUAUUUAGAGACAGUAAUUCCUGCGAUAGGUAAAGAAGUUCUUAUUCUUUGGGGAAAACAUAAAGGUAUAAGAGCAAUAGUGAAAAAAUUACAUAUAGAGCAUUAUAGCAUAGAUGUUGAACUCGAAAAAGAUAAGCAAAUCUUGAAGAAACUGCCAUAUGAACAAGUAUGCAAGUAUGUAGAUUGAAAAACAAUUGUGUGAAAAAAAUACUAGGAAAAAGAUAUUAUAUUUUAACGUUAUUCAGUGAUAGCUUGUAUUACAUUCGUAUUACUUUGAAGAGCACCUGUGUACAAAUUUAACAGCUAAAUAAGAAAUUUCAAGCUUGUAUAUAAAGCAUAUAUCAUAA
Molecule: messenger RNA, 1541 nt
Organism: Acromyrmex echinatior (Panamanian leafcutter ant)
Lineage: Eukaryota; Metazoa; Arthropoda; Insecta; Hymenoptera; Formicidae
Gene: kin17
Product: kin17 DNA and RNA binding protein
Biological process (GO): DNA replication; DNA damage response
Cellular component (GO): nucleus
Molecular function (GO): double-stranded DNA binding
Source: RefSeq, a predicted model, not a curated record